GCAAAGAGAAGGGGGCGAGAGCGACACACAACGAGGCAGGGAGAGAGAGGGAGGAGAGAGAAUCUCCCUCGUUCGUACGUGCCCCUGAUCGGAUCUUCGAGUCCUCGUCGUAUUCGGAAACUAUGCAUCACUGAGAGAAAACCCCCGAAAAAACCCUAAGCCCCCCUCCCUUCCCCUCGCCGGAGCUCCCGAUCGGAACCCUAACCCUAGCUUCCGCCCGCCCCUAUGGCCUUCGCUGCCGAUUUCUCCUCAAUCCCUCACUCCCCCGGCUCCGCCCGUCCCUCCCGCGGCCCCUCCUUCCCGUGGACCCACGUCCUCCGCGGCGAUCCCGAGCCCGCCAUCGCCGUCGCGUCCCCCUCAUCUCCCCCGCCUUCGGCCGCCGCGAUCCUCCCGCCGGAGCCAUCCGAUCGCUCCCCUCCGGUGCCAUCCGAGAACGUGGCCUCAUCGUCCGGCACCGUUCCUCAGUCCUCGAUGCCAUCGGAUGAACCGGAGCACGGGUGCAACGGUAAUGCUGCGGCCUCCGCCUCCGUCUCCGUCUCCUCCUCCUCCUCCUCCUCCGCCGCCGCCGCCGCCCGAGGGAAGAAGCCUGCUUGGCAAAGGCCAUCCAACGGCUCGAUCGAGGUUGGUCCUGUCAUGGGGGCGGUGUCCUGGCCCCCUCUCUCCGAGUCCACCAAGGCCUCCCCCAAAUCGUCAUCCCCCAAUACUCUCAAGGGUUCUUCCGAUGGAACAGUCUCUGCUCCCCCUGGGCCCGUGAUAUCAACUCCUCCGAGGCCGAAUUCGAACAAUAUGAACCUGAAUUCGACCACAAACCAUGUCGCUUCUCCUGUUCGCCAGAAACCCAACAAGCGUGGUAGUGGCAGCGGAAGUAGCAGCGGUACACCGGUCAAUGGUGCGCCGGCACUACAAUCUCCGCCGCCGGCUUCGGCAGCGGCGACUCAGAUCACUCCAGACAGAGAGACCAUCCCAGAACCAUCUCCCGGAGACCUCCCCAGCAAGAGCAGCGGCAACAGCAACUGGGACCGUGGCACCAGGGGGGGUGGUUUCGCACCUCAGCAACAUGGUUGGAAUGAUCACCAUCGGGGUUACGGCGGCAACCGGCGGGGUGGCGGCGGCGGGUCCCACCGCGGCAGCUUUGGAAGCCGACGCGAUCAGGAUCGCGGGAGCUUCGUGUGGGGUCCUCGGGGUUUUGGCAGCAGAGAUGCCAGCGCGCAGCAGCGGGGUGUGCGACCGUACCCCAGACCGCCUCCGCCACCGUUUCUCAGCCCACCGCCCCAGGUCCGACCUUUUGGGAAUCCUGUCGGCUACCCUGAUAUGCCUUCUCCUGUGUACUAUGUGGCAACACCCCCACCUCCUGAGACUCUCAGUGGUUUGCCGUUUAUUGCUCAUCCAGCAGCAGCACCCCCUGCAGUGUUUUCCCCAGCGGCGAUAGAUCCUCAGCGCGCUAUGUUACUGAAGCAGAUAAAUUACUACUUCAGUUCUGAUAAUUUGUGCAAGGACAUUUACUUGCGGCGGAACAUGGACGAGCAGGGCUGGGUUCCUAUAACCUUGAUUGCUGGUUUCAACAGGGUCAAGCAAUUCACAAAUAACAUACAGUAUAUUUUGGAUACCAUACGGCUGUCGGAUGUAGUGGAAGUACAGGGUGAAAAAAUAAGGAAGCGCAAUGACUGGAUGAAUUGGGUGCUGCCCCCAUCUCCCAAUCAUUUUGGAACUGUUCCUGGCCUGCAGUCACCAGCAACAUCAGACUACGAUACCCUGGUGGCUCAGUUGCAAGCUGUUGAACUUGAAGGGGCAUCUAACCACAAUAGCAUGAGGGGCUCAACUCAUACUGAGGUAGUUCUUAUUAGAUCAGCAUCUGGGAAUUUGAAUAACCAGUUGCACGUGGUGGGCGAUCUUAGUGGAGAUGGAAAUGGGCAAGUCACUGGACACAUAAAUUCUGAUUAUUCCAAGUCAGGAAGAAGUCUAGUCAGGAGCGACACAUUAUAGGAAUCUGUUUUCGCCAGAGGAAGGUUAAAACGUGAGGGAGGGAGUCAACAGGAGAGGCAAAGUUUUAUUUUGCCAGGUAAGAUACUUGCUUUGUCCAAACAUGGAAGUGUUGUUUUCUCAGCUAAAAAAUUAUUAAAUAAAAAAUGAAAAUAAAAAAAAAGAAAGUGGAAGAUGGAAAAAGAAAAGAAAAGAAAAGAAAAGAAAAGAAAGACGAAGGUAGCCAGAGUUACAAGUAUGAGGUCAUAAUUUUGCUUGGGUAGAGUGGUGCUUGCUGAUGGUGAUAUCUCAUUACCAUGCUUGGUCACUGGGCUGUCCUUAAACUGUUGUCUUAAGGUCAUCUUUUUUGCUGUGAACCUCCAUUUUUUGGGGAGGAUUUUAACUUCAUCAUUUUGGGAUCUGAGGGCUGGAAUUCAUAACAUAUCUGCACUUCCUUGAGGACUUUUUUUCUUUUACCCUUUCUGUUUCGGUACAUCAGAACAUAUUCUCAUAUAUAUAGAGUUUUUUUUAUUAGUAGUUAAAGACUUA
Molecule: messenger RNA, 2508 nt
Organism: Phoenix dactylifera (date palm)
Lineage: Eukaryota; Viridiplantae; Streptophyta; Magnoliopsida; Arecales; Arecaceae
Product: la-related protein 1C-like
Molecular function (GO): RNA binding
Source: RefSeq, a predicted model, not a curated record